AUGGGAAGCAGCGGUGGUGCUGGUAUUGGCUCUCUUAUCAACCAAACCCUUUUUAAUGAAAUCCUUAAACAUCGAAAUGAGUUCUACACCUACGAUGCUUUCAUUGCUGCCGCUAAGUCUUUCCCCCGCUUUGGAAUGACCGGCGAUGAUCACAUAUGUAAGAAGGAGAUCGCUGCUUUUUUAGCUCAAACUUCCCAUGAAACUACAGGGGGAUGGUCCGAAGGACCUGAUGGCCGAUACACUUGGGGAUAUCGCUUUAUCGAGGAGCAAGGCGAUCGUGUUGGUCCAUACGAAUGGCCUAAUAAUGCUCAGUGGCCGUGUGCUGCCGGUAAAAGGUACUACGGGCGUGGACCCAUCCAACUUUCUCACAACUACAACUAUGGCCAAGCAGGAAGAGCUUUAGGGGUGGACCUCCUCAACAAUCCUGACCUUGUUGCUACUGACCCAAUCAUUUCAUUCAGGACAGCAUCGUGGUAUUGGAUGACACCCCAACCUCCGAAACCGUCAUGCCAUGAUGUUAUUACCGGCAAAUGGACACCAACCAAUGCCGACAGAGCUGAGGGCCGUCUCCCCGGCUAUGGAGUCAUUACUAAUAUAAUCAAUGGAGGACUUGAAUGUGGGAAGGGUAAUGAUGCCAAUGUGGUUGAUCGUAUAGGAUUUUUUGAGAGGUACUGUAAGAUAUUGAAAGUUAGUUGUGGUGACAACCUUGACUGCCGCAACCAAAAGUCUUUUGGGUGA
Molecule: messenger RNA, 738 nt
Organism: Macadamia integrifolia
Lineage: Eukaryota; Viridiplantae; Streptophyta; Magnoliopsida; Proteales; Proteaceae
Product: basic endochitinase-like
Exons: 3
Coding region: 1-738 (245 amino acids)
Biological process (GO): cell wall macromolecule catabolic process; carbohydrate metabolic process; defense response to fungus
Molecular function (GO): chitinase activity
Source: RefSeq, a predicted model, not a curated record